AUGUAUCGCAGCCCACCGCCGACGCAUCACAAAUCCGAGUUCGAUCAAUACCCGAUGCAUGAAACGAACUUUUCUCCUCGUCCUGGUGACAGAGGAUCGCCCUUUGCAGAUCCAUACAUGGACCCGCCAAUGCAACGCAACAACUUUGACCAUCAACCAUUACUUCAGCAACCAGCAUCACCCUAUGUAGGUGGAUCACCACGCCCUGUACAAUUCAUGCCGGGAUCCCCAAAUCCACGUUACGGUGAAGCUCCCCGACGUCAACCUCGCCGAUACAAAACGACUCGCAAAGUCAAGCUUACCCGUGGUAAUUUGGUUCUUGAUUGUCCUGUGCCUACAAGAUAUCUGCAAGCUGUACCAAUCAAGGAAGGCAAGGAGUUUACGCAUAUGCGCUAUACAGCUGCCACCUGUGACCCAAAAGAUUUCGCAUCCCAAGGAUACACACUUCGUCAACAGCUAUUGGAACGAGACACAGAGCUCUUCAUUGUGUUGACCAUGUACAACGAAGAUGAGGUUCUCUUUGCUCGUACAAUGCAUGGUGUUAUGAAGAACAUUGCUCACUUGUGUGGUCGUGAUCGAUCAAGAACAUGGGGUCAUAAAGGAUGGCAGAGGAUCGUUGUGUGUGUUGUAUCCGAUGGUCGUAACAAGAUCAAUCAGCGUACUCUCUCUUUGCUCGCUACAUUGGGUGUAUAUCAAGAUGGUGUUGCCAAGAAUAUGGUGGGCGAUAAAGAAGUAACUGCCCAUAUUUAUGAGUACACAACACAACUUUCCGUUGAUCCCGAUAUGAAAUUCAAGGGUGCUGACAAGGGCAUUACUCCAUGCCAGAUGCUUUUUUGUCUCAAGGAAAAGAACGCUAAAAAGAUCAAUUCGCAUCGUUGGUUCUUGCAAGGCUUUGGCCCAUUGAUUCGCCCCAAUGUGUGUGUCCUGAUUGAUGUUGGCACUCGCCCUGGUGGUACAUCUAUCUAUCAUUUAUGGAAAGCCUUCGACAUCAAUUCCAAUAUCGCUGGCGCCUGUGGCGAAAUUCGUGCAAUGACUGGCACCGCUGGUGUCGCAUUACUCAAUCCAUUGGUGGCUGCACAAAACUUUGAAUACAAGAUGUCCAAUAUCCUUGAUAAGCCUCUCGAAUCAGUAUUCGGUUACAUCUCUGUGUUACCAGGUGCAUUUUCUGCAUAUCGUUAUACAGCUCUGCAAAAUGACGUCAAUGGCCAUGGUCCUUUGGAAAAGUACUUUUUGGGUGAAACCAUGCAUGGUGGUGACGCUGAUAUCUUUACUGCCAACAUGUAUCUCGCCGAAGAUCGUAUUCUUUGCUACGAAUUGGUCGCCAAAAAGAACGCACAUUACGUCUUGCAUUAUGUCAAUAGCAGCUAUGGUGAAACUGAUGUCCCUGACAAGGUGGAUGAGUUGAUCUCCCAAAGAAGACGUUGGCUGAACGGUUCAUUCUUUGCUGGUGUAUAUGCUCUUUGGCAUUGGCGUAAAGUGUGGUCGUCCGAUCACUCCUUCAUCCGCAAGCUGGUUUUUAUGGUGGAGAACUUGUAUAAUACCUACAAUUUGAUUUUCUCAUGGUUUGCCAUUGGCAACUUUUAUCUUACUUUUUAUAUUCUGACCAAGGCCCUUGGAGCCGAUACACUUGAUCCCCAGCCAUUUUCUCCCGACAUUGCCAACAUUCUACAUACGGUGCUCAACUACAUUUACGGCCUCUUGAUGAUUGUGCAAUUUGUGAUUGCUUUGGGUAACCGGCCACAAGGAUCUAAAUGGCUUUACACGGGCAGCAUGGUAUUCUUUGCUUUAUUGAUGGGCUACAUGUUAUUUGCCACUGUUUGGAUUACUAUUGUCGGCAUUACUUCAGCGAUCGAAGAUUCGGAUGGAUCAUUUACGUCAAUGAUGGGUGGAGAAUUGUUCCGCAACAUUGUGGUGUCCGUGUGUGCAACCUAUGUCAUGUAUUUUGUGGCCAGUUUCUUAUUUUUGGAUCCUUGGCACAUGUUCACGAGCUUUAUUCAGUACAUCUUUUUGUCACCAUCCUACACCAACAUCCUCAAUGUGUAUGCAUUUUGCAAUAUCCACGACGUAUCAUGGGGUACCAAGGGCGACAACAAGGUGAACACCGAUCUUGGUGUCGUGCAAGCGAAGAAGGAUGAAUCGGGUGAGCAUACAGCCGAAAUUGAUUUGCCCACAGAGCAAAAGGACAUGAAUGAAGCAUACGAGGCGGCAUGCAUUGAAUUACAGCGUAAGCCCGAAGUCGAGGUGCAGCAUCGCGACGCACAGACAAAGCAAGAAGAUUACUAUCGCUCUUUCCGUACACGUCUCAUUCUCUUUUGGAUCAUUUCAAACUUGAUCCUCGUGAUCUGCGUUACCAGUGCAACCGUGUUUGGCUGGUGGGGUGACUUUGACAGACGUAGCACUGUUUACCUUGGCUUCAUUCUAUGGUCCGUUGCCGGUUUAUCAGUCAUUCGAUUUUGUGGUGCCACCCUCUAUCUCAUUCUUAGGAUCUUUACUGGUUAA
Lichtheimia ornata is the source of this 2499-nucleotide messenger RNA. RefSeq names its product chitin synthase 1. The record is from RefSeq and is a predicted model, not a curated record. The transcript has 8 exons. The coding region runs from base 1 to 2499 and encodes 832 amino acids. Gene Ontology annotation, molecular function: chitin synthase activity. Gene Ontology annotation, cellular component: cell septum; cell periphery. NCBI's taxonomy places the organism in Eukaryota, Fungi, Mucoromycota, Mucoromycetes, Mucorales, Lichtheimiaceae.